Molecule: messenger RNA, 2136 nt
Organism: Lachancea fermentati
Lineage: Eukaryota; Fungi; Ascomycota; Saccharomycetes; Saccharomycetales; Saccharomycetaceae
Source: the annotation of a GenBank genome assembly
AUGAGAGUCAUUAACGCGGCAGUGUUCGUCUUUUUUAUCUGCUUAUCAUAUGCUGAUUAUGUCACGUACAAUGAUGGGGAGUACAUUGGAAUUUCAUGCAAGGCAACAUUGUUAAAAACUGCGAUAUUUUGUAAAACUGACACUUCCAAAAGUUAUAGUUGUCAAUGUACGGAUAUCAAUGCGUUGGGCUCUUACGUCUAUUGUGGGUAUCAGAAUUGUCAUUCUGACAAAGAAAAGAAGCAAUUUGAAACCUUUUUUCAGUCAAAAUGCCCGAAGAUUACAACGAAAAAAAUGGAACAGGCAUACAGUAAUGUAACCUCAUAUUUGGUUAAUACUACUAGCAUUGCAAAUUUUAAUAUUAGCAAGCCAGUGAGCGUUCCCGUUAUUUAUAAUAAGAAAUAUUUCGGAUAUUAUCUGAAUUCAGCACAUGCUAGAUAUGACAAUUUUUAUGAUUCAAUGAGAAUGGGCGCUGGUCUUAUGGGAUAUUGGGGGCUAGUUUUUCUUUGCGGCAUAAUUGUUAAUUUGCUAUCGAAAUUUGCACCAAAUCUACUGCUCAAGAUUAAAAAGGGUACAUCUCAGCUAGCAGUGACAAGGUGGUACAGGUCGUUUGUAUCUCUACCAGCAGUUUUCUCUGGUCGCCAUUCUCAAAGAAGUGUGUUAGGUGGUGUUUAUCCUACUAGAUUAGAGUCUCUUGUCCUAUUCGGGUUCUUUGUGCUCUGCGUUCUAUUUGAAGCUACAAGAUUUCACUACGUGGCACACGAUGUUUUCUGGAGCAAUCGUAAAGCACAGAUGGGACGUUAUAUUGGAGAUAGAACCGCUGUUCUUCUAGUUUUCAUGAUGAACAUAACCUAUUUAUUUGCUGGGAGAAACAAUAUAUUUAUAUGGCUGACAGGGUGGAAACAAUCAACUUUUUACAUAUAUCAUAAGUGGGUCGGUCGUAUGUUUUUGCUCACGAUUUUCGUUCAUUUGGUCGCGAUGUUAUGCAAUUCCAUUUAUGCAGAUCUUUACGCGUCAAGAUCCGCCACCAGUUGGUGGAGAUGGGGCUCAGUUUCGGGUGUCUGCGGUGGAAUUAUUGUCGUUCAGGCAUUCAGCUGGUUGAGAGUGAGAAACUACGAGCUUUUCUUAUAUGUGCACAUAUUGAUGGCUGUAUUUUUCUUAGUAGGAGCUUGGAGACACAUUGCGUAUUUUGGCUAUACAAAAUGGGCGUAUUCGACUGCUGCGGUGUGGUGUUUUGAUUUUUUUAUGCGGCUGAUCAGAAUAGCUUCAUUUGGGAUUAAGGAUGCUAAAAUCGAGAUUGUUUCCCAUGAAACACUCCAAGUUACUAUAGAAAAGAAGUCGUACUGGCCAUUUUUCAGCGGAUGCUUUGGCUAUAUUUACUUCGUGGGAACACCUGUAUUUUGGCAAUCACAUCCUUUUACAGUCGUUAAGACGGAUAACGGAGAUCUCAGAUUGUAUAUCAAGAUCAAAAAAGGUGUUACUGAGACCAUAUACAAAAAGCUACAAGAUCAACCUAACUGUACAGGGACAAUAAAAAUCGCAUUAGAAGGACCAUAUGGAGAUGAGAAGCCUCUGGAAACUUACGAUCAGGUUUUAUUAUACACUGGAGGAAAUGGUAUCCCCGGACCAUUUACCUAUGUCAAGAAAAUUUGCGAAACUGAGAAGGCAAAAACAAAGUUUAUCAAACUUUAUUGGGUUAUCAGACAUUGGCAUUCAAUUGAUUGGUUUUUGGAGGAACUCCAGUCUUUGCAAAAAUAUAACAAUGUUGAAACUGUUAUAUUUGUGACCAAAUAUCAUGAGGCAAAAGUGGGAGAGAAAUUGAGCAACAGAAAUACGAGUGGUUCGAAUUCAAACUCAUCAGUAAACGAAAAAAACUCAGAUACUGUUAAUGAGGUAGUCUACACCUCUUGGCUAGACGUCAUUGAAAAGACGUUACCUCAUGUCGAUUUUAGAGAAGGAAGACCGUCGACUUCCAAUCUCGUCACCGAGGAUCUCCAGGAGUCUUUAGGCCAAGACGUGGCCAUAGUAACAUGCGCACAUGGUGAUAUGUGCGAUGAGAUUAGGCAGGUGGUAUCUAAAGAUGCUCUUAAACGUAAAGAAGGAAGAGUUGAUCUAUUCGAAGAGUUACAAACCUGGUAA